Messenger RNA from Pediculus humanus corporis (human body louse), 801 nucleotides. RefSeq names its product Homeobox protein Nkx-3.1, putative. Lineage: Eukaryota; Metazoa; Arthropoda; Insecta; Psocodea; Pediculidae. The transcript has a single exon. Gene Ontology annotation, cellular component: nucleus. The record is from RefSeq and is a predicted model, not a curated record. Gene Ontology annotation, biological process: cell differentiation; regulation of transcription by RNA polymerase II. Gene Ontology annotation, molecular function: RNA polymerase II cis-regulatory region sequence-specific DNA binding; DNA-binding transcription factor activity, RNA polymerase II-specific. Bases 1 to 801 code for a protein of 266 amino acids.
AUGUAUUUGAAUUCGCACAAUGGCGGAAAAUCAAAUUUUGAUAAUUACGUGACGUCAAAACAAUUAUUAGAUAAUGGAAAAGAAAAAAUUUACUCGGAAAAUAUAAUAAUGAAAUUGGAAAAUCAAAAUCAAUACAUGUACCCGAAUAAAUCCGAUUUGAUUCCGCCAUAUUUGUUUACGAAAAGUUACCAUCAUUUGAACAAGCAACCCGGUGACGUCACGAGACACGUGUACGGAAAAUCAUCGGAAGGAUCGUGCAAGGGUGAUUUGAUGCAAAAUCAAAGGAAAAAAAGGAGCAGGGCGGCUUUUUCUCACUCGCAAGUUUACGAAUUGGAAAGACGAUUCAAUCAACAAAGGUAUUUAUCAGGUUCGGAGAGAACGGAUUUAGCGAACGCGUUAAAAUUAACAGAAACCCAAGUUAAAAUAUGGUUUCAAAAUCGCCGUUACAAAACGAAAAGAAAACAAAUGCAAAUGGCGGAUGUCAACGGUUCGGUGAGGAAUUCAAAUGCGGGAAGAAAAGUCGCCGUUAAAGUUUUGGUACACGAUAAUCAACAAAACGUUAACGGCGAGUCUGAUAAGGUUAUGACGUCAUUCCCGUAUCCACACAUACCUUUGCCCUACUAUUACUACCCGUUGUUUUGUCACUCGACGUGUUUAGACGAAGAAGUUGUUGACGGAAGGAAAAAAUCCCCGUCGUCACCAACUAGAUCCCCGUCACCAUCAUCCGGUGGUGAUAUCGAUGUCUGUAGCGAAGUUGAAUUGGAUUCACCCGUUAGCACGCCUUAUGCCGAUUCGAAUUAA